Molecule: messenger RNA, 3003 nt
Organism: Fusarium coffeatum
Lineage: Eukaryota; Fungi; Ascomycota; Sordariomycetes; Hypocreales; Nectriaceae
Exons: 9
Coding region: 1-3003 (1000 amino acids)
Biological process (GO): GPI anchor biosynthetic process; protein processing
Cellular component (GO): glycosylphosphatidylinositol-mannosyltransferase I complex; endoplasmic reticulum membrane
Molecular function (GO): mannosyltransferase activity
Source: RefSeq, a predicted model, not a curated record
AUGCGUGAGCGCGUAACUUUUGUCCACAACGACUAUACCCUUGACCCUGAGGCGUUGGAUAAGCAAGAAGCUGGGUUACUGGGACCCCAGAUCGAGACAAUUCGUCAGGACAAGCUCACUAUACCUUUCAGUGAGCUGCCUCGUGAGCUCUCCGACAUACUUCAAGAGUAUGAAGCACUUCAUGUCAGAUGGGCUAGCCCCGUUAAAUCAGAGAUAAUGGACCCUUUCACCUCCCGUAUCUCGCCAGGUCUUCAUGUCUAUGCCACUCCGAUCGCCCCAAAUUCAUGCAACCCGACAAAGCUUUGUAGUUGGCUUCAGAGGUUUGGCCCACUAGACUGUUCCAAGCCCGAGCCGCAGGCAUUCACCGAAUUCAAGCAGAGCACAUCCGCUUCCCCCAACUUCUCCUUCUACCAAGCACUUGAGGACUUGCAUUCCUUCAUAACCACCAGCUCUCAGGAGUUCUGCCCCCAGCUCGAUUCAGUCUGCAACGCCCGAUUGCGUAGCCUUUUGACGGCUACUAGCCUGGAUUUAUCCUUCGACAAAACUACCAACUCUCUCGCUGUUUCAGCACUAUGGCCUCUUCGACCUCAAACCGUGGCAGUUCCUGCGUCUACCGAAAGGAGGGUAGAGGUCGGCAUUUUUGUUAACGACCGAUCGCAGCCAAACAUGAAGGAGAAUGAGCUUGGAGUUGCUGGCGUAUUGUCUGUACUUGGUGACCAGAAGAAGCCUUCACCGACCAUUUUCACUUUUCCUGCCCGGCAUCGUCGAGAUGAAACGGGCUUCAGCUCCAAGUUCCUGGUGCCUACAGGGCUUCAUCCAACCCUGCAACUUGUGUUAAGCUCUAGCAAGCCUCCGAGUACCGAUGACGAGUGUACACCCUACGCGUUCUUGACAUUACCGAAAACCAUUUUUGCGGAUCGAUAUCAGCUGGGAGAUGACUUGUUUCUGGCAUCUAAGAACCUCACUUCAUUGCGAUAUACCACACUUCCUGUUGACCUGGAAGCGCCAGCAUACACCACCGAGACAUGGGGCUCAAGCAUUCUUGUUGCUCUCGCACCACCCGACUCUGGUUUAGAGCAGCCAUGGAGUGCUGAGAUACCGCUGCACCUACGAUACCUGAAGCCUUCGGCAAGUGGUCAAGCCGAGAUUGAGGUGCCUUAUCCUGCAGUCUUUUGGGCGUGUUCCUCGACAGAGGAGACAUUGGAAAGCCCAUUCGAUCGACUGCACGUAGGGUAUGAUGAUCUGUUUCCUCGCAACACUGUCUUUUGGCACAAUAAUCCUCAACCAGAAGGCGGUAGCAGGCUCAUGAACAGAGUCACAGUACCUGUGCUCAAGGACGAGGGAGUGGGUUCAAUCAGGUCAGGCACAGCGAUCGUUGUUGCGCUAGGUUUUGGAUGGGUUUUAUGGAACAAGCUUGAACUACUGGAACAGGAGCUGAGGUCUAUCAAAGAAGUCGUUCACCCCAGAAGAAAUACAGAACCAGUACCGAUUCCCCAGACCAACGUGACUGCAUUCCCUACAUCAACUGCCGCGGACAAUAACGCUGUAUUUCCGCUAUCAACCAAUCUUCAAAGUCCCCAACAGCCCCCAUCUUUUACACCAUCAGCUCCAUUGCUGCAAAAGACGGCGUCUGCGAAAUCUCGUGUACUGAAUGGGCAAGUCGUGUCUGGUCAGGAUAUUGACUGGUAUUUUGAGAAAUACUUGCAAUGUUUUCACCCAUACCUACCCGUCCUGAGAAAGAAAGACCCCGACCAAUGCUUCGAAGCAUCGCCGACUCUCUUCUGGACAGUCAUAUUCACUGCUUGCCGUCGGUACGCCAAGAGCGGGCAGAUCGUAACCUCAUUACUCGAUACUCUCAACCGUGAUGUAUGGGGCCUGCUUCGAGCUGUCGCAUUAGAUCUCGAAACUAUCCAUGUCCUGUUGAUCAUCUGCAGCUGGCCGUUUCCGACUAUCAGAUUUGUUACAGAUCCAUCACCUACUUUCGUGAGCAGUGCGCUCAACGCAUGCAUGCUUCUAGGUCUGCAUACCGGUCGAGGAUCCCACCCUAGUUUCUUGAUCGGUGGCCGCCAGCAUAUGACGUCACAAAGGAAUGUCGUUAAAGACACUCUUGCGCCCGAACUCAUGACCCUGUUCGAACUUCAGAAGUUCUCAAACCGUCUACACACAGCCAUGACAGCCCAGAUACUGUCGAAUAACGCAGUUCCCGAAACCGUCGUCAAAACGUGGGAAGACGAGUUUGAGGUUCUAAGACCCCUCGUCACUCAUGUUGAGACAGACUGUUCUCGUUUCAUAAUCCUAAUUGCCCAGCUGGAAGUCCAGGCCUAUUACUUCGUCUCACUUCCCGAUCAACGCCCGAAUUUCACCAUCAACGCCCUCCGUGCAUACAGCACAUCUCAGAACCUCAUUAACGCAGCCAUCACUCUCGAAUCUAUGACCCAACUCCUAACCCAUAGUACUCACUGGAUAUACCGUGCUGUUAUUGACGCGUGCUGUAUCCUCAUGUCCACAUUGCACUCCAAAGCGACCCCACCACAUAUCUCAGCUUCAGACGCCGACGCAGUUGUGGUACAGAUCAUGAAUGUUCUCCGGACCUGCUCCGUACGUGAUAAUGACCUCCCAAUGCGUGCAUCCGUCACUUUGGAGACAUUCUGGUCCGUGAGGCAUAUGCUACCAAAAUGGGAUAUCCCCGUUGGCACAUGGCCCGAUCGCAUCGGGGCUGCAACAUCGUACUGGUGUCUUGCCCGAUUCAAACAAGCAUUGCAAGAGGCCAAGAAUAGUACAGAUGGCGCUCAGAAAGGUAUGGAGGUCUAUGAAGCAAAUCUUCUCACCACCAACAACAACAAAGAUAACGAUGACGAUGCCGAACCUAAUCCGGAGAUCAAUCCGGGUCAAAAUCAGACCAUAGACAGCUCUAUCGAUCCACUUCAGGGUAUUGACUGGUCCAUGAUCAUCGACGACUUUGGAUGGAUUGGGGAGGGUCCUAUAUUUCUAGGUCCAGCAUAG